This is a messenger RNA of Trichomonas vaginalis G3, 1503 nucleotides long. RefSeq lists its product as uncharacterized. The record is from RefSeq and is a predicted model, not a curated record. NCBI's taxonomy places the organism in Eukaryota, Parabasalia, Trichomonadida, Trichomonadidae. The coding region runs from base 1 to 1503 and encodes 500 amino acids. The transcript has a single exon.
AUGUUUCUUCCUCCACAACAAGAGCAGCUUUCAUUGUCUCCAGUAAAAAUUACAUUCAUUGAUCAACAGGUUGAAGACACACAUGUAGAUCUUGCAUCAGAUUUUAUUCAUAAACCGUUUCAACCUAAAAAUUUAAUCAAAUUACUCUAUACUCAACGAGAGAAACUCUAUAUCGAAGCCAAUGUGCCAAAACCAUUAGAAGCCACAGAGAAAAAUAUAGUUCCUUUAAUUCCAAAGUACUCCUCAACUCCACUUCAAGUUUUGCAAAUUCUUAACUCAAUAAUUUUACGUAAUGAUUUAGAUUUAGUCGUAACAUUAUUCAAGAAGACACAUAUUGCGCACGUUAUCAUUGGCUGGCUCGAUAAAUGUCAGAAUCCAAUCGAUAAAGCUCUUUGUUUGAACAUUGUAUGCGUCUGCUCAGGCUUCUUAGCUGAUAACCAAGCUUACAAUUCAUCAGAGAUCAUUGCCUCCCUAUUAAAUUCAAGCCAAUCCGUUACGAAGAAGCAUUUAAUUGCAUUAAUGAGUCUCCUUUAUCACAAAUACACAGAUAUUGAUACCAAGCGUAUUUCUUAUACAAUGAAGCCAUUUAUUUCCAACUCUACACAGCUUUCUAUGGCGAAUUUGAACUAUUUACUUUAUGAUCCACCUCCAAAAGCAAUCCAAGAGGUCCAGGAUAUGCAGAAGCAGUUCACAAUAUCACAGGAAUACAUAGAUUACCUAAACGGAAGCCCAAUGGCCGAUAAAUCUCAUAAUGACAAAGCCAGAGUGUUUUUGACAACAGUUGGAGCCCAGAUUCCUAAAUUUGUUGAGUACCUGGCCAAAGCUCUCCACGGAACAUCGAGAUUUUUGAACUCUUCUGUAAAAUAUGAUCCGAUAUACGACGUAAACAUCGAAAAUCCACAAGAAGAGAGUGAUUUACAAUGCGACAUUACCACACUUUCCAUCUGGGCCACUUUAUUUGUUGUCCAUCAGUAUCUUUUGACGUCAAACCAAUUUGAUGCCGAAAUCUUCAAUCAUUUUGUGGCCAAAUACGAUUUCGUUCCAUACAUGUUACAAUCCAUCCACAAUAUCAAUGUUUUCUUCUUCGAUAACGACGGAGAACUCCGAAUUAACGAAUCAUCAGUUGUAUUAGCUAUUCAAUCAAUGACAAACUUGCUUCUUAACUCACCAAGUAGAAUAUCCCAGUACAUAACUGAAGCAGGAUUGCAACAAUUGAUUAAAUCUGUCGAAACAAUUGAAAUUCAAAGCAUAAAAGCAGUUCUCGCAAAGCUUAUUGCAGUAUCAUGCUACUGGAUUCCGAGAGAACAGAUUGGCCCUACUCCUUCCGGUCCAAAUCUCACUCUGGUGAACUUUGUCUACUUGAACUUGGAACAGUUUGAGUUCUACCAGAGACUUUCAUGCGACAAAGGAAGUAUUCCACCAUGCCUGGAGUCACAGACUUACUUCACUGCUCUAAAAGAGUACGCAACAAAACUUGGACUCAAAUUGGUCGAUCAGUGGUAA